CAAAAGUUUGGUGGCCCCAUCUCCACUCGCACGCUUCGCCCAUCGCCAUGGAUAAGGUCCUCGAAGAAACUUCCGCUGUAGCCACGACUGUGCUCGCAACUAUCCCGCAGCGCAUGGUUCGCGUGUCCACCCUUCUUGCAUCAGAAUUCCCCGUGACUACGCCGUCGCAGUUGACCGAGAUGUUCACGCCACUGGUGUCGGCGAACGCGUCGUCGAAUCCACAUUUGGGCCGGUUGGUUACGUUGGUGCUGGACGAAAUUCACAUUGCCAUCCACGAGUUACAGCGGCUCGAACGGUGGAUUCAACUGCUGACGCCUCGUGUUGCCGACGGCAACAACUUUGGCGUGGAAGUGCAGAAAUCUGUCCAACUCCAGAUCAGUGCGAGCCGCACUGCUCUGCAAAAGUCGUGGGAUGCCAUGACCGACUACUACUGGCAGCGCGCCACGGCGUACGAGAAGUUUGCUGUCAAGGUGUCGAAAGAGCACAAAAAGUCUUCAUCUCAGUCGAAAGAAGAAGGUGGCAACGAUGGCGCUGUCGACAAGAAAUCGCAGGCUGAAUCUGAAGAUGAAAUCACGUCAGCCCCUAGCGUGAUCCCCGAUCUCCUCGUGUAUGUCGUCGCCGUGGACGUCAAGUGGUACUUUAACCUGCAGAGAACGCUCGAAAGCAUCGGGGACCACUACGCUUUCACGCUUGAUGCGGUCGAGAAGAACAGUGCCAAGAUCAAACUGCCUCGUGGCCACAGCGAGCGCGGCAUGAACAUGUUUUAAUCGGUGGUGACGUCACGUGGCGCCUUAGAGUUUCAGUGAACCAGCCAUCCCUCCAUCGACACCACAAAAACCUUUAGCUAACCCAAAAAACACCGCCCAUGACAGCAGGUCGAUUGCAUUCUCUUCACCAUGCCGCACUCUUUCGCCACAAACUCUG
Molecule: messenger RNA, 924 nt
Organism: Aphanomyces invadans
Lineage: Eukaryota; Oomycota; Saprolegniomycetes; Saprolegniales; Verrucalvaceae
Exons: 1
Coding region: 48-767 (239 amino acids)
Biological process (GO): regulation of proteasomal protein catabolic process; regulation of G1/S transition of mitotic cell cycle; positive regulation of endopeptidase activity
Cellular component (GO): nucleoplasm; cytoplasm; proteasome activator complex
Molecular function (GO): endopeptidase activator activity
Source: RefSeq, a predicted model, not a curated record